Psammomys obesus (fat sand rat) is the source of this 406-nucleotide messenger RNA. RefSeq names its product COP9 signalosome subunit 9 (gene Cops9). NCBI's taxonomy places the organism in Eukaryota, Metazoa, Chordata, Mammalia, Rodentia, Muridae. The transcript has 3 exons. Gene Ontology annotation, biological process: negative regulation of protein neddylation. Bases 32 to 205 code for a protein of 57 amino acids. The record is from RefSeq and is a predicted model, not a curated record.
UCGGAAGUGAGCGCAAAGCCACAGUUUCGAGAUGAAGCCGGCGGUGGAUGAGAUGUUUCCCGAGGGCGCGGGGCCCUACGUGGACCUGGAUGAGGCUGGAGGCAGCACUGGGCUCUUGAUGGACUUGGCAGCCAAUGAAAAGGCAGUUCAUGCAGACUUUUUUAAUGAUUUCGAAGAUCUCUUUGACGACGAUGAUGUCCAGUGAGGCCGUCCACUCACAUGUGCCCCACAUUGCGACACUCCUCGAAUGUCUCGAGACAGGGUCAGUUGACAGUAGGGACCUUGCGAAGAUCACUAGAAAUCAGGACUUGGCCAGCCAAGGGAGGGGCAUUGUGACGCAGCUGGACGCUGAUGUCUCUGAGGAUGCCAGCCCCUUGUCCUUGUUUAAUUAAAAAAGAGCACUAGA